This is a messenger RNA of Zasmidium cellare ATCC 36951, 1152 nucleotides long. RefSeq lists its product as uncharacterized. The transcript has a single exon. The record is from RefSeq and is a predicted model, not a curated record. Gene Ontology annotation, molecular function: flavin adenine dinucleotide binding; sarcosine oxidase activity. The coding region runs from base 1 to 1152 and encodes 383 amino acids. Lineage: Eukaryota; Fungi; Ascomycota; Dothideomycetes; Mycosphaerellales; Mycosphaerellaceae.
AUGAGUCAAUACGACGUUAUUGUCGUAGGUCUCGGUGCUUUGGGCAGUGCCGCUGCAUAUCACGCUGCUAAGAAAGGAGCAAAGGUCCUUGGCUUGGAGCAAUUCGGGCUGGGCCAUGUACAUGGAGCGUCGCACGAUACCUCACGAAUUGUCAGAACUUCAUACAAUACUCCUGAAUACGUGGUCAUCGCGAAGGCUGCAUACAAAGACUGGGCUGUCCUUGAAGCCGAAGCCAAGCAAAAACUCCUCACGAUCACGGGCGGUCUCAUCUUCUUCCCUAAGACAGGGGGCGAGCUCAAUUCUGGUCAAUAUGCACAGAGUUUGAAGGCGAACGAUAUACCAUUCGAGAUUCUGAGCCCAGAUCAAGUCCAUCGACGCUGGCCGCAGUUCUCCAUGGACUCCGACACCGAUGCUGUAUACACACCUGACACUGGAAUGGCACAUGCCAGUCGCUCGGUUGCAGCCAUGCAGUGGCUUGCCACUUUCCACGGUGCAGAUAUCAAAGAAAGGACGAAGGUCACCAAAGUAUCCACUCCACGGAAUGGGAUCAUCACUGUCGACACAGCCAAUGGCAGACUUACCACACGAAAGGUCAUCUUGGCUGCGGAUGCAUGGACAAAUGAGCUCACCAAACCCCUUGGUGUCGACAUACCUCUGGUGAUAUCGCAAGAACAAGUCACAUACUUCAAACCAACGAGGCCUGACGAUUUUGAGGAUCGCCGAUUCCCAGUCUGGAUUUCAAUGGGUCGGGAAGAAUCAUUCUACGGCUUUCCAUGUUUUGGCGAGCCUUCGAUCAAGGCCGCUCAAGACAGCGCGAAGAACUACAUGGACCCCUCGAACCGCACCUACGUACAUUCAGAACAGCUACUUAAGAAUCUCCAAUCCAGAAUGAACAGCUUGAUCCCGGAUAAAGGCAGACAAGUGCUCAGGACGGCUACUUGUCAGUACACCGUCACACCUAAUCGUCAGCUCAUUGUUGGUCCAAUCCAGAAGCAUCCAGGAAUCAUUGUGUUGUUGGGCGCUGCACAAGGCUUCAAAUUUGCGCCGGCUUUGGGUCGCGUAGCAGCUGAGCUGGCGUUAGAUGGAAAGACUGAUGCAGACAUUUCCAAUUUUAGCAUACCGAAAGUGGCUCUGUUGAAUAGCAAGUUAUGA